AUGGAGGGGAGCCCUCCCCCGAUUCGCCACCCCGGCGCCCUCCUCGGCUCCACUCCGGUCCCCCGCGCCUCCGCCCACCGACGCCUAGGGCUCCCCGCCUCGCGUUGCGGUGGCCCGGCCGCUAGGCUUCGGCGCCCCCUCCACGACCAAGGGGCUCCAUUAGGUGAGAGAUUGUAUAUCAAAUUUAUAUGCCCAUGUAAUCUUCCAUGGUCCUGUUUUGUUUGUGUGAAACCUAUAUUGGGUCAGUAUGCUCAUGAAAAAUGUGCUGAUAUCAAGCUAAAGAUAGAUCCUGUUAUAGCCUUUGGGGAGCAAUUGAGCAAAGAUACAGAUGGUACACUAACCACAGUUGAGACAUUAGCAUCAACUGCUAUUUGUGGAAUCAUACAUUCAAUAAUAGGUGGACAGCCACUAUUGAUCGUGGGAGUUGCAGAACCGACUAUUAUCAUGUACACCUAUAUCUACAAUUUUGCCAAAAACCAACCAAACCUGGGAGAAAAAUUGUUUCUGCCAUGGGCUGCAUGGGUUUGCAUCUGGACGGCUGUGAUGCUGUUCCUCAUGGCAAUGUUUAACGUUGCAGCUAUUCUAAACAGAUUUACAAGGUUUUCUGGAGAACUUUUUGGAAUGUUAAUCACAGUUUUGUUCAUGCAAGAGGCGAUCAAGGGGAUGUUCGGUGAAUUCAGUGCCCCUGAGGGUAAUGACCAAAGUCAACCAAUUUUCCAGUUCCAGUGGCUAUAUGUUAAUGGUCUGCUUGGACUAAUCUUUUCAAUGGGUGUACUAUAUACUUCAUUAGCCAGCAGGAGCGCAAGAUCAUCGCUAUACGGCACUGGAUGGCAAAGGAGCUUAAUUGCUGACUAUGGUGUUCCACUGAUGGUCAUACUAUGGACAGCAUUGUCAUAUUCAUUGCCAAGCAAGAUCCCUUCAGGGGUCCCUAGGAGGCUCUUCACCCCACUUCCUUGGGAACCCAAGUCGCUCCAGCAUUGGACAGUGGCAAAAGAUCUGUUUUCAGUCCCUCCAGCACUUAUAUUCCUGGCUAUUGUGCCUGCUGCGAUGGUUGCAGGGCUCUAUUUCUUUGACCACAGUGUAGCUUCACAGAUGGCUCAGCAGAAGGAAUUUAAUUUGAAGAACCCAUCAGCCUACCAUUAUGACAUUUUGGUCCUGAGCUUGACAACCUUGAUCUGUGGUCUUCUUGGCAUCCCUCCAUCUAAUGGAGUACUUCCCCAGUCUCCCAUGCAUACAAGAAGCCUAGCUGUCCUCAAGAGGCAGUUGCUUCGCAAAAAGAUGGUCCAAACUGCGAAGGAGGGCAUGAUGAAUAAUGCUACCAGUUCCGAAGUUUAUGGCAAAAUGCAAGAUGUUUUCAUAAAAAUGGACCAUGGAGGCGACUCUGUUUUCGCACACAAAGAUCUGAAGGACUUGAAGGAUGCAAUUAUUCCAGAGGGGAACGGAGCAGGGACAGUGCCUGAAGUAUUUGAUCCUGAAAAGCAUGUAGAUGCCUACUUGCCUGUCCGGGUGAACGAGCAGAGAGUAAGCAAUCUGUUGCAGUCCCUGUUGAUCGCUGGUUGUAUCGGAAUUACGCCGCUCAUUCAGAGGAUACCAACAUCAGUCCUCUGGGGUUACUUUGCCUAUAUGUCCAUCGACAGCCUUCCCGGGAACCAGUUCUGGGAGAGGAUACAAGUUCUUUUCAUCACGCCUCAAAGGCGCUACAAGGUUCUUGAAGGAGCACACGCAUCCUUCAUGGAGUCAGUGCCUUUCAACACAAUAUGUGCCUUCACACUCUUCCAGCUAAUCUAUCUGUUGAUCGUCUUUGGGAUGACAUGGAUACCAGUAGCAGGAAUCCUCUUCCCGCUCCUCUUCUUCUUCCUCAUUGUCAUCAGGCAGCACUUGAUCCCGAAAUAUUUCGAUUCGAGCCACCUGAGGGAAUUAGAUGCUGCCGAGUACGAAGAACUCGAAGGUUUUACGCCUGAUCCGUCAGUGUGUGAGGACGAGUCUGUUCGCAGCAGAGAUGCUCAGCCUGGAUAUGCUUCUGAAAUACUGGAGGAAUUCACGACUCACCGUGGAGAGCUGAAGCGCAGGAACUCUAGCUUCCGUGAUGGGAGACUACUCCAGCUUAACUCUGUCAAGAUGACGAGAGAGCUUUCUCGGGCUCCUUCUCGGAGAGAGCUUUCUCGGGCUCCUUCUCGGAUUCCAAGAAUCGUGGAACAAUAA
Molecule: messenger RNA, 2202 nt
Organism: Miscanthus lutarioriparius
Lineage: Eukaryota; Viridiplantae; Streptophyta; Magnoliopsida; Poales; Poaceae
Source: the annotation of a GenBank genome assembly